Messenger RNA from Colius striatus (speckled mousebird), 1715 nucleotides. RefSeq lists its product as uncharacterized. The record is from RefSeq and is a predicted model, not a curated record. NCBI's taxonomy places the organism in Eukaryota, Metazoa, Chordata, Aves, Coliiformes, Coliidae. The transcript has 2 exons. The coding region runs from base 897 to 1706 and encodes 269 amino acids.
CCCCUCAGCGCAGCCAGGGCCGGCACAGCCCUGCUCCCCACUGCCUGAGUGCCUGGGGAUGAGCAGAAACGCUCUAUCUGGGGGCUACCAGCACUGUAGGCAGGGCAACCUGUAAAGCUCCAGGGCCAGGCCUGGUGCGGCCCCUGCCCACCCCAGCAGAGCAGCAUCACUGCAGUCUUGCUCCUGCUGAAGCAGAGGAGACACCAUUUCGAGGAAGGCUGUAGCACUGACCGAAGACCCAACAAGCCCAUCUUCAGCUGCUGUGGCAGCAGCCACAGGCAGAAGCCAGACACAGCCCAAGGUGCCCCAUCUCCAUCUGUCCAUGCCCAAGAACUUUCCCCAUAGUGUCACAGAUGAGAAGCUCGAGGUGCUGCUUAUGAACAGCAGACUGUGGCUGGCAGCUGAGGUGUGGAAGGAGCAGCCUGUGGGAUGUGCCAGCUCUUGUCUCUCUGCUCUCGUUCCCUGCCAUGGCUCCUGUCCUGAUGCUCCUGCAGUCUGACCUGGGCCAUGCUUCAGGCACCCUCUGCCCUGUAGUCAUGCUAAAGGCUGGAUCAAGGAUGCUUCCCAACCAACUGACUCAGCAGCAGCAGCGAGGUGGGCACUAUUUCUGUGCCACAACAGUUGGCAGAUACUCCUGAGAGGGACCCUGUCAGCUCUGAGCAAACGUGAUUUUGGUUUAUGUCUUUUUUUCUAAGCACCAUCCAGCAGAGAAAGCGCCUGCUUGGAGUGGGAAUGGGGAGGAGACAAGCAGGGCACAGGCACUAACCAAACAAGAAGAGACAGGCUUCAUGUGAGAGCUGAACAACCCAUGAACACGCUGGGCUUGAGCACAGCAACCACCUUCAGCUGCAAAGGAAAGCAAGACAGGGAAAGUGUGCACACAGCAGGGGAAAGUCAUGAGACAGGACCACGCUCCUGCUUUUCACUACAGGCAGUUGGUUUGUGCAGCAGUCCCGGCCCAGGACCUGCCCCACACACGGAGCUGUGGGCUGGCCAAGCGCCGGGAGCCCCAUCUCCUGGGGGACGCACAGGCAGCCCCUGGUCAGGCUGCAGAGCUUGUGCUGGCGCUGGCAGGCAGCCCAGCUGUAACACAGUGUGCUCACUGCGACUGGCACAGCAGGAACAGACCUCGAGCACACACAGGCCUGAAGCCUCCAGAGCUGCAAAGCAAACGAAGGGAGGGGGAGGAGGCGGCGCAGGCAGCACCUCACCAUCCACCCGCACUCCCUGGAGGAGGAUCAGCAGGAGCACUCACCUUCAUCUUUGUCCCUGGACAAGGAGCACACACACCGAGAAGUCCUGGCAAGGACAAAAGCCAGCCCGAGUUACCAUUUGGUGUCAUGUUGGAGCAACUGGCACAGACCCUGGCCACGCUACGCCUGCUGUGGAGCAGAGGGAGAGAAGGAAAACACCUCCCAUGCUGCAGCAACCACCUGGGCCUGCUGCCCCACAGGCGGCAAAGAUGCACCGAGGGAAGGAGGAUGAGGAGGAUGAGGAGGAACAUCCCGUCCCUGCGCUGGGCAGACGCAGAGCUGCUCCAUCUCUCCAGGUCAGGUGUUGCCUCCCAGGUGCUCAGCUGGAGGAGCCCAAGGCUCCAAGCAGACCCCUCACUGUGCUGCUGCAGGCCAGGCCUGGCAGAGCUGCUCCCGUCCCUUACAGCCCCAUGUCCAGCCACAAACAAGAGCAGGAUUUGCCUUACGAAUUAAGGAACAAAA